This is a messenger RNA of Ostertagia ostertagi, 414 nucleotides long. The record is from the annotation of a GenBank genome assembly. NCBI's taxonomy places the organism in Eukaryota, Metazoa, Nematoda, Chromadorea, Rhabditida, Trichostrongylidae.
AUGAUUUCUGGAAUAUGUCGUCCUGUCCUUCCGCGGUUUUGUAUACGAGGGUUAUGUUCCACGGUAUCGCAGGCAGAUUAUGAGAAAGUCGCGGAGGAGUCUCUCGAGAGGCUCUCCGAUUAUCUGGAUACUUUGCCAGACAAACUUCAGGUAUCACCCGAUUAUGAUGUUACGAAUGCGAUGGGUGUGUUGACAAUUGUCAUAAGCAAACAAAUAGGCACAUAUGUCAUCAACAAACAGUCCCCCAACCGGCAGUUGUGGUUGUCGAGCCCCAUUUCGGGUCCAAAGCGUUAUGACCUUGUUGAUCGUCGGUGGUUUUACAGUCACGACAAUGAAACAAUGGAUACGCUGCUCACAAGGGAAUUCAGAAAAAUAUUUGCAACGGAUGAAAUUGAUUUCCGUAAUAUUCUUUAA